Molecule: messenger RNA, 13470 nt
Organism: Chlorocebus sabaeus (green monkey)
Lineage: Eukaryota; Metazoa; Chordata; Mammalia; Primates; Cercopithecidae
Gene: ZNF112
Product: zinc finger protein 112
Biological process (GO): regulation of DNA-templated transcription
Molecular function (GO): RNA polymerase II cis-regulatory region sequence-specific DNA binding; DNA-binding transcription factor activity, RNA polymerase II-specific
Source: RefSeq, a predicted model, not a curated record
AAAAAUUUUGGUUUCCAGUUUUACAUUGUUAGUGUAUAGAAAUACACCUGAUUUUUGUGCAUUGACCUUGUAUUCUCUGGCAUUGCUAUACUCAUUAGAAAUUUUUGUUUUUUGGUAGAUUCCUUGGGAUUUUCCAUAGAGAAACAUGUUGUAUAUUAUUAAUAGGGUCAGUUUUACUUCUUCCUUUCUAAUCUGUAUUCCUUUCUAAUCUAAUCUUUUCCUUGCCUCACUACACUGGCUGAUUUUCAGUACAAUGUUGAAUAGGUAUGUCAAGAGUACACAUCUCUGCCUUGUUUCUGAUCAUAGGGGAAAGCAUUUUUAUAAAUUCCAUUAUAUUUUUAGUCUGCGAAAGUUCUGUCAUGAGUGGAUGUUGUAUUUUGUCAAAUGCUUUUUCUGCUUCACUUUUACUGGAGGUGGUGAUUGUUGUGCACUUAAAAGUUUGACAAGUACCUGCAGAACAGCCUUAUUUAAUUUGUUAACAUUUACUGUUUAACUUAUCUACUUAUGGUAGAAUUUCCUCUUUUUGGUGUACAUUUCUGAGUUUUGGCAAUUGCAUUGUCAUGUAGACUUCACCAUCACAAUCAAGAUUCAUUAGAGUUCCAUUGCCCAGAAACAUGCCCUUGUGGUACCUUUUUGUAGUCAAACUCUUCCCCAGCUCUUAACCCCAGGAAACCCCUGGUUUACUCCCCAACCCCAUUGCCUUUUCCAUAACAUCACAUGAACGAAUCAAUGAAGUAUGUAGAAUUGUGAGUGAUGUUUUUCAUUUUUCUCUUUGAUUUCUCUCAUCAGUAUUUUGUGUUUGUGUCUUUCAAGGAAUUAAACCAUUUCAUCUAUCACUUUGAAUUCAUUAAUGUGAAUUCAUUUAUAUUUCUAAUGCCUGUUAAGUCUGUAGUGAUAUCUCUUCUUUCAUUCUUGAUUUUGGUAAUUUGUGUCUUUUUUGUUCUUCAUCUAGAGUUUAAUUUUUACUAGUCUUUGCAAAGAACCCCCUGUGGGUUGAAUUAAUUUUGUCCAGGAGCCGGCAAACCUGUUUUUUGAGGCCCACACUGUAAAUAUUUCUGUUUUUCCAGUUAACUAGAAAUAUCUGUACUAUUAUUUAGGUAUUUAUAUAAUGAGAGGAAACUUUAAUUGACAAAAUUUAAGAUAUAAUGAUUGAGUACAACUUAAUUGAAGUUCAAGGUUGCUAUUCCCUGUCAUCAAAAUUGACUGUAAAUGUUCAUCUGUUAAUGCUGAUUUGUAAUGAGAUUUUAUGUAUUUUAUCUUUGAAAAGAACUUUUUUAAACAAAUAGGUCCUACCAAGUACUGAUACUAAUCCACAAGCAAAUGAUUUCAAUUGUGAAUAUUAAUGAGUUGAAAGAUGUGGUAAACUGAAUAAUGACUCCCUAAAUAUAUUCAUAUCCUAAUUUCCAGAGCUUGUGAAUGUUACUUCACAUGGUAUGAGAGAUUUACUGGUGUGAUUAAACUUAUGGAUUUUAAGAUGCGUAGGUUAUCCUGGAUUAUCUGGUUGGGCCCAGUGUAAUUACAAGGAUUCUUAUAAGAGAAAAGCAGAAGGAUCACAGUUAGAAGAAAGUGACAUGAUUAACAGAAGCAGAAAUUGGAGUGCUGCAGCCAUAAGCCAAGGAAUUCCAGCAGCCUCUAGAAAUUAGAAAAGGCAAGGAAAUGGAUUCCGGUGAGAAGCAACCAGUCCUGCUGACACCUUGACUUUAACCCAAGGAAACUGAUUUUAGACUUCUGAUCUCCAUAACUAAUAAAGAAUAAAUUGCAUUAUUUUAAGUCACCAAGUUUGUGGUAAUUUAUUAUAGCAGCAAUAGAAACUAAUACAGAAGACAUUUAAAGAAUUCUUGUAGACUCUUGAUAUUUACCUUUUAGUAUGUCACUACAUUUCAGAAUAAUCACUUCCAAUGGAAGGUUGGGAGAAUUCAGUGUGCAAUGAAAUGGACUUUGAAAUGUGGAAAGGUCCUUUGCACUUGCAUCAAGGUCUGAAAACACUGUUACAAUUCUGAAGUUUGGGCUCAGAUAAUAUAUAUGCUACAAAUUUAUGUGAGAAUUGAGAUAACAACUUUUGACAGCACUGGAAAUUUGUAAAGUAGCUUAGCAUUACCUGUGAUUCAGACAUUAAUUGUCUUUGAAAUAAUUCUCCUACACUAUAAGCUUCACAAAUAAGUACUGUUUUGCCUUCUAAUUUUAGGUUGAAUUCAUUAAGAAACAUUAUCAAGGCUGCAGCUAAAGCUAAUUUCCAAUGUCAUUCACGCUUGAGGGAAGUUCUUACUCAGAAAUAUUUCAGUCUCAGCCUUGAGAUUUUAAAAAAAUCACAGUAAAACUUUAUUGCUGCUCAGACAUUGAACUCUCAUGUGGUAGGGCAAGUCAGGAUUUUUCUACUUCUCAUGAAAUUCAUGAAACUGAUGAUGGUUAAAUCUUUGAGUUUGAAUGAAGUUCACUGUUGCCAUUACUGGUUUAAUAGCACAUGAUAGAUUAAAAUAUUCUCUGCAGAGUACCUGCUGAUGAAUAAUACAAUGAGUAACCACAGGCUUUAAAUACACGUUUUUAUAAAUCCAACCUCUGCCUUUUUCUGCUCCAACAUAUCUUUUACCACUAUCAAUUUUAACACAUCAUUUAAAACUGCCUCAGGUUUACUGAAUUAAUAUUUGCACCUUCUUCGGUAAUAUUUUCACCUGUGGUUGUUCCAUAUAGACUGUUCCUAGAGGCUAAUUAUUCAACCCCUCAAACUUGCCAUUGAUUCCUUAAAUACACAACAUCUGAGCAACAUUAGUAACAUCUGUGAAAUCAUCAAGAGCCAAAUAAAAUUUAUCAGAAUCAUUUCCCUUGUAUUUUAAUGGUCCAUAAUGUUGUUCCCAUUGUCCUCAACUCUUAGAGCAGUUGGUCUUGCCCAAAGUCUAAUAAUCAUAAACAAAUUUAUUUUAUCUGGACACAUUUUUUUUCCUUCUACAAUCAAACAUGAUUUAAUUAACUCAUCACUGGUAAAUUACUUUCCUUGCUUGGGGCAGAAGUAGAAGCUGAAUAUCGAUUAAACUUACCAAACUUGAAGAUCUUGAAACAAAAGACUGUAGUAUCUAAAGAUUUUUAAAGUACCCAAGUGGAAUAAUUAGCAAAUCAUUACUGAAAGAUAACUCACUGACAUUUUCUGACAUUUAAUUAUGUUUAAGAUCUGAAAUAAUGGGAUGUGCUAUAUUGACAAUGAAAAAAUAGAUUUCAAAAGGUUGCAUGCUUCAGUGUAAUUUACUUUAGUGUCUGAAAAAUUAGUUUUAUCCAAAAAUAGUUUGUCUUUUAAAAUGGCCAGUGCUAGCAAUUAAAAUGAAAAUAAAAGCCACUGGUCUACUUACAUGUGAAACAUAUUGAGCAGAUCUGCAUUAGAAAUGGAAAGACUUUCAAAUCUGCCUUAAACGUGUUGCCCUCUUGAUACCAUUUUCUGUACUGGCUCAUUAGAAAAUAUCUUACAUAGUUUGGGAUUGUGGUUAAUUAAAACAGGAAAAAAGAAAAAAAAGCUGAAUAUCUGAAUAUUGAAAUGUACUGUAGUUGCUACCUUAUUUUCAUUAUUUUUUGUGAAAAAAUUCUGCUCUGAUGAGACAUUUUAUUUAAAAUUUUCUAAUUUUUCUGACCAUUUAUUGUGAAUUGAGACUAUUGUGAUGAGUGCUUAGUGUGACAGUGUUGACCUAUGUUUGAUUAUUUUAGCAUAGAUAUGUUGUCACUGCAUAGGAAGCACAAUAAGCACGAUAAGCUUUGUCAUCUAUUUCAUUAACAAAAUAUUUCACCUCCAUUGUGCCUUCAAAGUGUAACAAAGUCUGUUUUUCUGUUUUGUUUUUUUUUUUUCCUUGUGUUUGGCUUGAUAAGUGUGUACUAGUAAUACAGAAAUUAAAAUGUAGUGGUACAGCAAUACAUAUGGUACUUGAAAUGCUGUUCAAUUAAUGGCAUUUAACCCAAUUGAGUUAACCUAUUGCUGAGUCACUGUGUUAAAUUAUGCUUAGCAACAAUAUGAAGAAAUGAGAGUGCCACCUGUGGUCUCCGUUAUAACUACAUAGCCCUGCUGCUGUAAUGCAAAAGCAGUCAUAGGCUGUACGUAAACAAAUGAGCAUGGCUGUGUUACAGUAACACUUUAUGGACACUGAAAUUUGAGUUUCAUGUAAUUGUCACAUCACAAAAUAAUCUUUUUAGGAUUUUUUUCAACCGUUAAAAAGUAAAAAUCAUUCUUAGCUUACAUCCUGUACAAAAACAAGCAGUGGGCUGGAUUUGGCCCAGCCAUAUUUUGCUAGGCUUGAUUUUGUCUAGUGUUUUUGUGUUUUCAAUGUCAUUGAUUUCUGUCUUAGGUUUAUUAUAUUCUUUUUUCUGUUUGCCUUUAAGACCUCUUUUCUAAUAUAUGCAUCAUUGCUAUACAUUUCUUUAUAAUAUCUGCUUUAGCUGCAUCUCUUACAUUUUGAUAUGUUGCAUUUAAGUCUUGAUUCCAUUUAAAAUAUGCUCUAAUUUAUUUUCUAAAAAGUAUUUCCACUUCACUGCAUCUAAUUUCUUUUGUAACUAAUUUCAUUGGUUGCUUAGAAGUAUGCUGCUUAAUUUCCAAACAUUUGGAGAUUGUCCAGAUAUCUUUUUCUUGUUCAUUUCUACUUUAAAUCUAUUAUAGUUAGAGAAAACACUUUGUCUGAUUUGAAUUCCUAGGAAAUUAAGAUUUGUUUUAUGAAAAAGAUAACAUCUGAGGUAAAAAAAAAAAUUAUUCAAUGGGCUCAGUAGCACACUGGAGAUGACAGAAGAAAGAAUCAGUGAACUUGAAGACAGAUUAGUAUAAAAAUGCUAUUUAAACAACAGAGAGAAAAAAAAUUGAAAAAAAAAAAAAACAAGCAGAGGCUUUGGAACCUGUGGGACGAUAUCAGAAGUCGAAUACUCCUGUCUUUGGAGUCUCAGGAGGAGAGGAGAGAAAUGUUUAUUUGGAAGUACUAGCUGAAAAUUGCCCAGAUUUGGUGAGAGACAUAAAUUUACAGAUUCCAGAAACUCAUUGAAUACCAAAUAUGAUAAACUUAGAGAAAAUCACUUCUGGAUACAUCAUAAUCAAACUUCUGAAAAUUAAAAAUAAACAAAAAUUCUUGAAUACAGCUAGAGAAAAUGACACAUUAUAUAUCUGGUAGAACAAUGAUUCAGAUAUAUGUAGAUUUCUCAUGGGAAGCCAUGGAGGCCAGAAAACUUUGGAACAUCAUCUUUAAGAUUCUUAAAGGAGUUGUAGGUACAAAAUUCUAUAUCCAAGGAAAAUGUCCUUCAUGAAUGAAGGGAAAAAAUGCCACACCUGUGCUAAAAGGAGCACUAAAGGAAGUUCUUUAGGCUGAAUAGAAAUGAUACUAAAUGGAAACUAGGAACUUCAGAAAUGAUGAAAGAGCACCAGAAAUAGUAAGUUUUUUGGCAAAUAUAAAAUACUGUUUUCUACUCUUUAAAAUAUGCAUGACUGUUUAAAUAAAAAUUAUAACUUUCUUGACUAGAGGUUUAUGUGUAUAUAGAGUAGUAUAUACAAAUGAAACAAAGUGGGGAGGUAAAGGGAACUAUUUGUUGGUAAGGCAUCUGCAUUUUACAAAAAGUAGUAAAACAGUAAUGCUAAAUACACUGUGAAAGAUUAGAUAUGUAUAUUACAACCCUGGAGCAACCACUGGAAAAAAAAAAAGGACAUGUAGCCAAAAGCUAAUAGAUAAAAUGAAUGGAAUAGUAAAAAAGAAAAAAAAAAUCAAAUACCCAAAAGAAGGCAGAAAAAGGAGUAAUAGAGGGACAAAAUCAGGGAAGACAAACAGGAAAAAAGAUAAUGGUAUACAGAAAUCCAGCUAUAUCAGUAAUUAUAGGGAAAUGCUAAUGGCCUGAAUACAUCAAUUUAAAGAGAUUGUAAGAUUGGAUAAAAAGCAAGAACCAAGUAUAUGCGGUCUGAAAGAACUCCAUUUAAAUACAAGGGCAUAAAUAAUUUGAAAGUUAAAAAGAGAAAAGGAGCUAUACUACGGAGUGGCUAUAUUAAUAUCAAAGACUUCAGACCACGGCCAGGGAUACCGAGGGACACUAUGCCAAGAGUCAGUUCCCCAAGUAGACAUAACAAUCCUAAAUGUGUACCCCCAAAACAACAGUUACAUGAAGAAAAACUGACAGAAUUAAAAGAAAAAAUAGAGAAACCCACAGUUCUAUGUAGAAAUCUCAACACUCUUUUACCAAUAAUCAGAACAAGAAGACUGAAACCCAGGAAGGAUUCAAAAGACCUGAAUAAUGCUAUUAACAUCUUGACCUCAUUGACAUUUGUAGAGCACUCUAUCACCAACAGAAUGCACACUGUUUUCAUGUGCUUCAGGUUUGAUUGUUUCUGCUGACCUGUCUUUGAGCUCGCCGAUGCUUCUGCUGCUUAUUUCUGAUCUGUCUUUCCCGCUUGGCUACAGAUUUCUGUGUGGUGGGAACUGUGUCAAAUUCUCCAUUUGCUUAUAACCAAACAUAAGGAUUGGCAGAGAGGAAUUAUUUGGUACCUGUCUGUGGUUGUGCAGCUUUCCAGCAGGCAGCAGGAAAUAGGGACCUUCAACUCAGUGAGCGUGUAUUCAAAUUUUCUGAAAAAAGAUGUAGGAGAAAUAAAAUAUCUGAAUAUUCCCUGUCCCUUCUCUCUGAUCAGUUUUGGUGGGAUGCUGAAGCCACCCACCAAAUGAUUUAUUUCAUAGUGAUAACAAUGAGGAUGGUAGUAACAAUGGCUAACGUUGAUCAGAUUUUAUUACCACUCACACUGACUUUCUAAUAUUAUGAUGUAUGAUGAAUAGUAUGAUAUAGUAUGAUGUAUUGAACUCAUUUAUCUCACAUAACAACCCAACUUUUAUCUCCAUUUUACAGAUGAAGAACAGAGGCAUUGAGAGGUUGAUUAAUGUAUGUCAGUUUAUGCUGCCAGUAAGUGGUAGAGUCAGGAUUAAAGCUUGGCAGCUUGAUUCUGUAGCCUGGGCUCUUAGCCAAAACAUUCUGCUUUCAUUAGGCUGGCGAAAUGGGCUUUAGGAGCUAAUAAGCCUGCAGCAAAACCUUCUUAAAGGUAUCAUAGAGCAGAGCACAUACAAGCUCGGUGUUAAAAGCUAAGAGGAUCUGUGAUGCAGGUGGGCAAAUUGCCUGUGGCUUGUUUUUGUGUGUCUCCCCUUCAGCUAAGAAUGGUUUUUACAUUUGAAGGGUUGCGAAAAGAAAGAACAAUAUUGCGCAGAGACAGCAUGUGACCCACAAAGCCUGAAAUACUCACUAUCUGUCCAUUUUACGAAAGCUUUCCAACCCCGGCUCUAAGUGAAAAGAGUACAGGAGGGAUGGCACAUGCAAGGGCCUGGAGACGUUUUUAUGAGAUCAAGUGAUUUACACGGCUGGAGAUCAAAGGGGAGAGAAGAUUUGCAGAGAACAUGAGCAGACAGACAUGAAAGAUUCCUGUGUGGCUUGCUAAGAAUCUAGACUUUAUCCCAAAGGCAGCUAUGCCCAUGUUUUAACCAAGAAAGGAACAUAAUCAGGCUUUAAUUCUAUCAAACAUGAAGAAGCAACAAUAGUCUAUAGGAUGGCUACUGUGUGACUUCAUAUUUAACAAUAAUUCCCUUUUCUUUUGAAUUCUCAAAGUCCCUUGGCUGAUUAGUGACCCCGUGCUUGAUAAAGGUGAUCAGAGAGGUCUAAACUGGAAGGCUAUCUUCACACGGAGUGCGUGCCUGCAGACAUCUACAGCGCAUGUUACUGCUCCUUCCUCUUAGCGACAGCUCCAAGAGUAUCUUUUAAAGGAGAGAAAUGGGGAUCUGGGAAUCAAGAGGCCUGGCUCCCAGGCCCUUCUCUGUUCCUGGCUUGAGUGUUCUCUGACAAUUUUCUUGAGAGGCCAAAUGGCCUAGUGGUUAAUUGCAUGGGCUUAUCCUGCAGAGUGCCUCUAUUCAUGUCCUGGUCUGUGGUUUGCAAUCCUCUCUGUACGCUGUAGUCAUCUGGGGAAUUUCAUAAAAACUCUUCUUCCACAGAUCCUCAUUUAUGGAUCCUGGACUUGAGUCUGGGCGUUGGUAUUCUUUUUUAAACCUCCCCAUUGAUACCGGUUAGCUGGCAGCUUAAGAGCCACUGUCCUAGUAAUUGAGAACACAGACCCUGGGCUAAUAGUCCUGGCUGUUCUGCUAGCUAAAAUGGCAAAGCCGCUUAAAAUAUUGAUGCCUCAGUAUUCUCAACUGUAAAAGGAGUUACAAAUUGUCCCAACUUCUUGGGUGGUUGUGGGAUUAACUGAGGGAGUUCCUCUAAAGCAUAUGCGUUGGUCUUCUCACCACAUUUUCUGCCUCCUCUCUUGCCCUAGAUACCCACUAACUCUCAUUCUGUUUCAAUAGUCUGAUGACUCCUUUCUCUUUGAGCGGCAAAUAUAGGUCAGUCACCUUCCAACACUAAGAGCAGCCUGCAUUUUCUCCAUCCUCAUCCAUCCUCCCUCAUCAUGUGUGGGUUUGAGGGCCCUUCCAUGCUCUCUCAAAGGGCUCCAUGCACCCUCUACCCUGGCAUCUAUCUGGGCACUAUAUCCCUUUUCGAAGGUGAUCCAUAAAUACUGGAUAAGUGAAAGAAACCUCAGCUCUUUUACUGCUGAUUACACAGCCAAGUUCAUACUUGUCCUUGGUAGCUGUGCUUACAUCCCGUGGAUUCUACAGCAGAGGCCAGGUGGAGGAGGAGGGAGCAGGUGCCUCCUGGAGUAGUGGACCUCUCUUUGAGGUGGUGCUAGAAGGCUCUGCCUUACUCACAGUUCAUGUUCAGUUCCUUUUUAAUUUUUUUCAGUUCUUUCUCUUCCACAGAUAGCCUUAAAGUUGCCCGAGAACAGUAAGUAAAGUAACAAGCCUUGAGGAAGAACCAUGAAAUUAAACUCCUGGUGUCCAGUCCUCCCCAGGGUCAAGCACUGAGCUGCUUUUCACAGAGGAGCACACACAGCCCCGUAAACAACCCCGCAGGCUAGGUGUUCUCAUCGCCAAUGAUAUUUUGUCAUAGCUAGACAGAGGAUCACAUUUUUGUUUAAGAAAUGUAGUCUCACAGGUUUCAUUAGGCUUUUGUUGUACCCUGUGGGAAGAGGGAUGUACCACUGAACUUCCCCUGAGCUCAGGAGGAAUAUUUACUAGCCACUGUAUUUUUCAUAAGGGCGGUCUCGAUGUUUAUAGUAUAUACCGUGGCAACAAAUAAAAGUAAGAAGCCAGAGCUACAGACAUUCCAGAAGUUACGGGGUGACUUUCCCGGGACAGAGCAGUAAUCUCUGCUGUCCAGAUGUCUUACAAAAUACAUUUGCCAGGGCAAUUUUGUGAUACAGAAUACUAUCUGCAUCUCUGUAGUUGCAAGGAAAUAGAGAUCCCUGGUGUAGUUGUAAUAGGUUUCCUCUGUGCACACAGAUAAUCCUAAUAACAGUCAUAUAUUGUUGGCACUGUAUGGUCUGGAUUUUGCAGAUGACAGAACUGAAACAUUAGAAAGGUUCAUGAAUUUAACCAUGGUCACUCAGAAAGUGUAGAGUAGCACCGGAUUUUCAGCAUAAACAUUUUGUCCCCAGAAUCCACUUUUAACCGGUACAUGACAUGCCACUGCCUCUCCUUUCCCACCUCUCCCAGGAUCAGAAUGAGCACGCUGGGAGCUGUAAGGCAUGUGAGGCUACUGGGUACAGCUGUGCAGGUUGCUCCAUGCAUGAGGGCACCCUGCCGGGAGGGCCAAGUGGUAGCUGGAAUCCAGCCCAUGCUACCUGCUCCCUAACGCCGGUGUGUGGCCACAUCUGCUGGGGGACGGGACACCUUUUUCUAAUUUGCACAAAGAUACAUUUCCCUUUUAAUUAUGGCUUCUUUCGUAUUACCCUGUUCUCCCUUCUCAGGUCUCUGCCUUUCUCUAGAACAAGAAAGAGAAAAAUGACUAAAUUCCAGGAGAUGGUGACAUUCAAGGACGUGGCUGUGGUCUUCACCGAGGAGGAGCUGGGGCUGCUGGACUCUGUCCAGAGGAAGCUGUACCGAGAUGUGAUGCUGGAGAACUUCAGGAACCUGCUCUUAGUAGCACAUCAGCCCUUCAAGCCAGACCUAAUAUACCAGUUGGAGAGAGAAGAAAAGCUUUUGUUGGUGGAGAUGGAAACCCCAAAAGAUGGGUGUUCAGGAAGGAAGAAUCAACAAAAGAUGGAGAGUAUUCAGGAAGUAACAGUAAGCUACCUUUCCCCCAAAGAGCUUUCCUCCUGUCAGACCUGGCAACAAAGUGCAGGUGGGUUAAUCAGGUGUCAAGAUUUCCUGAAAGUUUUUCAAGGGAAGAAUUCUCAGUUGCAAGAACAAGGUGAUUCCCUCUGCCAGGUUUGGGCAGGAAUACCAGUUCAGAUUUCUGAAGAUGAGAACUAUAUAUUGACUCAUAUAGGGAAUGACUCCAAUUAUAUAAAAAGUCAAGAGUAUCCAUCUUGGAGGGCACAUCAUUCUUGGAGAAAAAUGUAUCUGAAAGAGUCAUGUAAUUAUCAGUGUAGAUGUCAGCAAAUUUCCAUGAAAAAUAAUUUCUGUAAAUGUGACAGCGUCAGUUGGAUCUCACAUCACAAUGAUAAACUGGAAGUACACAGAAAAGAAAACUACAGCUGCCAUGACUGUGGAGAAGAUAUCGUGAAGGUAUCAUUAUUUAAUCAGGAUUCAAUUCAAACAGAGGAGAAGCCCUAUCCAUGUACUGGGUAUAGAAAAGCCUUCAAUAAUGACUCCAGCUCUGAAGUUCAUCAGCAGUUCCAUUUGAAAGGGAAGCCCUAUACAUACAGUUCACAUGGAAAGGGCUGUAGUUAUAGUUCACUUCUUCACAUUCAUCAGAAUAUUCAGAGAGAAGAUGAUAUUGAGAAUUCACAUCUGAAAUCCUAUCAGAGAGUGCAUACAGAGGAGAAACCAUGCAAAUGUAGUGAGUAUGGUGGGAAUUUCAAUCACUAUUCCCCUCUUAACACUUAUGAACUUAUCCACACAGGUGAGAUGUCCUAUAGGCGCAACAUUUAUGAGAAAGCCUUCAGUCAUAGCUUAGACCUUAAUAGUAUUUUUAGGGUCCAUACUAGGGAUGAACCCCAUGAGUAUGAGGAAAAUGAGAAUGUCUUUAAUCAGAGUUCAUGUCUUCAAGUCCAUCAAAAAAUCCACACUGAAGAGAAACUAUACACAGAUGUAGAGUAUGGAAAGAGUUUCAUUUGUAGUUCAAAUCUUGACAUUCAGCAUAGGGUUCAUAUGGAAGAGAAUUCCUACAAUUCUGAGGAGUGUGGUAAUGGCUUCAGUCUGGCCUCACAUUUUCAAGACCUUCAGAUAGUCCACACCAAGGAACAACCAUAUAAACGCUAUGUGUGUGGUAACAGCUUCAGCCAUAAUUUGUAUCUUCAAGGUCAUCCAAAAAUUCACAUUGGAGAGAAACCACGUAAGGAGUGUGGGAAUGGCUUCAACUGGAGCUCAAAACUUAAAGAGCAUCAGAGAGUCCACACUGGACAGAAGCCAUACAAAUGCAAUAUAUGCGGCAAAGGUUUCAAUCAUAGAUCAGUUCUAAACGUUCAUCAGAGAGUCCACACAGGAGAGAAACCUUAUAAAUGUGAGGAAUGUGAUAAGGGAUUCAGUCGGAGUUCAUAUCUUCAAGCCCAUCAGAGAGUACACACUGGAGAAAAACCUUAUAAAUGUGAGGAAUGUGGGAAGGGGUUCAGUCGAAAUUCAUACCUUCAAGGCCAUCAGAGAGUUCACACUGGAGAAAAACCAUACAAGUGUGAGGAGUGUGGGAAGGGCUUCAGUCGGAGUUCACACCUUCAAGGCCAUCAGAGAGUCCACACUGGAGAAAAACCAUUCAAAUGUGAGGAGUGUGGGAAGGGGUUCAGUUGGAGCUUUAAUCUUCAAAUUCAUCAGAGGGUUCACACAGGGGAAAAACCCUAUAAAUGUGAAGAAUGUGGUAAAGGCUUCAGUAAGGCCUCAACACUUUUGGCCCAUCAGAGGGUCCACACGGGAGAGAAGCCAUACCAAUGUGAUGAGUGUGGUAAGAGUUUCAGUCAGAGAUCAUACCUUCAAAGUCAUCAGAGUGUCCAUUCUGGAGAAAGACCCUAUAUAUGUGAGGUAUGUGGAAAGGGCUUCAGUCAGAGAGCGUAUCUUCAAGGCCAUCAGAGAGUCCACACUAGAGUGAAACCGUAUAAGUGUGAGAUGUGUGGGAAGGGCUUUAGUCAGAGUUCGCGCCUUGAAGCACAUCGGAGGGUUCACACAGGAGGGAAACCAUACAAAUGUGAGGUGUGUACAAAGGGUUUCAGUGAGAGUUCACGCCUUCAAGCACACCAAAGGGUUCAUGCAGAAGGGAGACCCUAUAAAUGUGAACAGUGUGGUAAGGGUUUCAGUGGGUAUUCAAGUCUUCAAGCCCAUCACAGAGUCCACACUGGGGAGAAACCAUACAAAUGUGAGGUAUGUGGAAAGGGCUUCAGUCAGAGAUCAAAUCUUCAGGCUCAUCAGAGAGUCCACACAGGAGAGAAACCAUACAAAUGUGAUGCAUGUGGUAAGGGUUUCCGUUGGAGCUCAGGUCUUCUGAUUCAUCAGAGAGUCCAUACUAGUGAUAAAUUCUAUAGAAGCGAAGACUUUGGUAAGGACUACCCUUCAUCAGAGAAUCUACACAGAAAUGAAGACUGUUUUGUUUUGAAGUCCUAAAAUGGGAGCUGAAAUUUUCCAGUCACUAGAGUUCUUUUGUAGAAAAAGAAUUUUUAAAAAUUAAAAUGUAAUGUUUCUGCCCAACUUCAACAUUCAUAAUGGCCGGGAGACCACACAACAGAGACAUUUAAUGAGAGGGGUUUCACGAGGGAUUUUGUUAGAACUUUAACAUCAGUCAUUGCACAGGAGCUAAGGCUUAUAAAAUAUGAGUAUGGUGAGGAAUUUAAUAAAAGUACAAUGAUGAGCAUACCGAAAUCCAUGUUCUCUAGAAUGUAAACUUGGUGAGAGAAGGGACUUUGUUCAUUGCUAGUCUACAAAACUAUGACAUUUCAUAACUCAAUGUAGGUGCUCAGUACUUUUUGCUAAAUAAGUAAAAGUAUAUAAAGGUAAAAUGUUUGAAAACUUUUAAGCUCAUUUUUUAAAACUUCACUUAAAAUGUAUUUGAAAGAGGAAUCUUGCAAGUAAUCUUAAUAAAAUCAUUUCAAGUAAAUAUUUGAAAUGUAGAACAAUAUGCAUUAUUAUGAUCUGAAAUAACAUUAAUUUGAUGGUAACCCUACUGGGGUUAGUUCCUAUCCUUUGUUCCAUCUUGAGCAGAGAUGUACUGCACUUCUUAAUGUUUGGUCUCUAUACAUUAUGCCAUCUGUUGAAGUUUAGCUUUGUGUGUGUGUAUAUGUACACAUGUGUGCACUUUAAAUAUCAGUACAAACUGAUAAACAAUGUUUCUGGUUAAUAUUGCAAAAAAGGAACACUGUAUUUUACAUAAUUGAUUUUCUACUCCUGCCCUGUGAGUUAAGGCAGAGUUUUACUGUAAUAUUUGCAAGUAUCCAAAAUGGUUACUGAUGACAAAUACUUUUUAAUAAAUGUCAAAAUCACAAUA